UAGUAAACCAAACACCACCUUAAAAAGGUUACUUUUAAUAUUAAAGAAAGAAUGAAACCCUAAAUCUCUUCUUCUCUCCCUUAGACUCACGCACCUCUCUCUCUUGCUUUCCCUAAAUCGUGACGACAUCAUCAGCCAUCUCUCCGGUGAACGACGUCCUUCUCCUCUCCUCGUCGUUCGUGGUGGCUGUUGGUGCAGCAGCAACAUUCGGCUUUAGUUCGCGACAAGGCAGAAAUCUAAAGUAAAAAAUGGGAGAAAGAAAGGUACUGAACAAGUACUACCCACCAGAUUUCGAUCCAUCAAAGCUCCCUCGGAUUCGGAGGCCUAAGAACCAGCAAAUUAAGGUUCGGAUGAUGCUUCCGAUGAGUAUCCGCUGCAACACGUGUGGUAAUUACAUCUACAAGGGUACAAAGUUCAAUUCCCGCAAGGAAGACGUCGUUGGCGAGACUUAUUUGGGUAUCCAAAUAUUUAGAUUUUAUUUCAAGUGCACUCGGUGCUCGGCUGAGCUUGCAAUGAAAACAGACCCACAAAAUUCAGAUUAUGUUGUGGAGUCUGGUGCCAUGAGAAAUUUUGAACCUUGGCGUGAUGAGGACGAGCAAGUAGAUAAGGAAAAACAAAAACGGGAAUUAGAAGAAGUGGGGGAUGCUAUGAAAUCUCUGGAGAACCGAACACUAGACUCCAAAAGAGAGAUGGAUAUCAUGGCUGCAUUGGAUGAGAUGAAGUCGAUGAAGUCCAGACACGCUACUGUCAGUGUAGAUGCAAUGCUCGAGGCCCUGCAACAUACCGCUGCUCAAAAGGAGAAGAAAUUGGAGGAGGAGGAUGAAGCACUAAUAAAGUCAGUUGUUUUCCAUAAUUCCAAAGAUUUCAUUCGGCGGAUUGAUGAUGAUGAUGUUGACGAUGACGAUGACAACAAUGGUAUCGGUCUAAUUCGUCCUCCAACUAGCAGUAUUGAGACUUUGAGUGCCAUUCUGGUUUCCAAUGGAGUUUCCAGAGGAAAGCGAAAAGAUCCCGAGGCUCCGAUUAGACUUGUUACCAAGUCUUCAACAAUUUUAAUAAAGAAGUCAAAACCGGAGGAGAAGAAACCCGACGGGUGCAGUGGCAGCGUACUGCAGUCUUUGUGUUCAAAUUAUGGGAGUGAUGACAGCGAUUAGAUGAGUUGGGUUCUUUGCAGCUGAAAUUCCCAACACUGUUAUUAGUCCUUGAUUAUUAUGUGUUAUAAAAUUUGUUAAAUAUUAAUUUGAUGUACAUAUACAACCCCUUUAAUGUCCUUGAUUAACUUCAUUUUUGUCUUUGUCCAAGUUUGAUUUCCAGCCCUUCCCAAAGGUUUCUAAUAAUAUUUACAUGUAUACUCGUUCAACUUAUUUACUUUCUUCCAAUAUAAACAGUACAUUAUGAACAAUAAAAUAUUUACUAGAAAA
Messenger RNA from Cannabis sativa, 1418 nucleotides. RefSeq lists its product as uncharacterized. Gene Ontology annotation, cellular component: U2-type catalytic step 1 spliceosome. Lineage: Eukaryota; Viridiplantae; Streptophyta; Magnoliopsida; Rosales; Cannabaceae. The coding region runs from base 249 to 1151 and encodes 300 amino acids. Gene Ontology annotation, biological process: mRNA splicing, via spliceosome. The record is from RefSeq and is a predicted model, not a curated record. The transcript is spliced from 8 exons.